UCUGGAGGUGUGGUUACAGCAUUGAGCUUGGUUGGCGUGGCCUGGGCCUGGUGGUGGGGCCCAAUGUGAUAUCUUUCCAUGGGGCCCAAAAUCCCUGGCGGCACCCCUGCACAUACCUACCUGUCCUUAAAUCACAUUCUUGAAGCGUCACUAAUGUUUGACUUUCUCUUCAUGUUAGGGCGAAGUCAGGCAGGAUGUGGACGUCAGCUCUUCAGUUGGUUUUCAUUGGUUUUUACCUUCAGUCUUGAUGCUAAGCUAAGCUAACCGACUGCUGGCUCCACUUUCACCUUAUCUAACUCUCAGCCAGAAAAAAUAAAACAGGCAUAUUUCCUGAAUUGUCAAAUUAUUCCUUCAUCUUAAAAGUCCAGUGAUUUUUUAUUUACACAAAUGUUGGCUGCAGGUACCCACAUGCUACCCAUCAUGCACUUUUUACGGCCUUGUGGCGGAUUGCCCCUCGAGAAACCACUACUGGGUUCCGACUCUGCCUCCCAACAUCACCCACCUCUACCUGCAGAUGAACUUCAUCAGUGAGAUCAACAGCAGCUCGCUCAGAAACUAUGACGAUCUUCAACAAUUAGAUCUUGGGAUGCAGAAAGUGCCGCUCGUCUUAAGGAACAACGCUUUCCUUAGGCAGAGAAAAUUGACAACACUGGUCCUAGGCUCCAAUAUUGGCCUUCAGAUGGAGCCAAGGGCAUUUGCAGGAUUGUUUAAUUUACAACACCUCUUUCUGGACUAUUGCAAUUUGCCUGAGUCCAUACUAGCAGAACGCUACCUGGAGCCCCUUUUGUCCUUAGAAACUCUUGAUCUCUCCCUUAAUGAAAUAGUGAGACUCAGACCAGGACUGUUCUUUUCAAAACUUACAAAGUUCACACAGCUUAACCUCAAAUUGAAUCCGAUUGAAACAUUAUGUGAAGAUGAUCUAGUUGGUUUCCGGGGGAAAUACUUCAAACUCCUGAAUUUGAACUCAAAUAAAUUUUAUAGGGGUUAUAGUGAAGAUUUUGACUGGAAGAAAUGCGGAAACCCUUUCACAGGGAUGGCCUUUGAAGUCCUUGACUUAUCCAGUAGUGGGUUCAACACGGAAACAUCAACACACUUUUUCAAAGCAAUAGAGGGUACUCCAAUUACUCAUCUUAUAUUCUCUGGACACCUUGGCAGAGACUUCUCGUUUUCCAACAUUCCUGAUCCAGAUGAAAGCACAUUUGAAGGCCUCAUGAACAGCUCAGUCAACAUUCUAGAUCUGUCUAAAAGCCGUAUAUUUGCUUUGCAGAAGGCAGUUUUGAGUCCCCUAAGGAAUGCAAUAAUUAUUGACAUUUCCCUGAACAGAAUCAAUCAGAUUGACCAAAAUGCCUUCAAUGGUCUUCAAGGACAUUUAAGGAUGCUCAACCUGUCAUACAACCUCAUAGGAGAAGUAUAUUCUUACACAUUUACCAAUCUCAAUGACCUCCGGGUGUUGGAUUUGUCUUACAACCACAUUGGUGCAUUGGCACCCAAAGCCUUCAGUGGUCUUCCAAAGUUACGAGCGUUAUAUCUGACAGGAAAUUCCCUCAGAGGCCUUGGCUCUCCUGCCGCAUUACCAAACUUAGAUUAUCUUCUUUUGGGUGACAAUAAGCUUAAAUCUCUGUAUGGAAUCAGCAAAUUUGGCAAGAACAGUAUCCAUUUGGAUAUAACAAACAACAGAUUAACAAGUUUAGAGGAUGUUUAUAUCAUUUUAACUUCUUUCAAUCGUCUCCAACAUUUCUUCUAUGGUGGCAACAUCAUCAAGUGGUGCACAAUGAGUCUGAAAGUACCUCAUAUUAGUUUGGAAGUGCUGGAUCUUCAUGACAGUUCCUUGAAUGUCAUUUGGGCGCGGGGGGAGUGCCUCGACCUGUUUGAUCAUUUAGACAAUCUGCUCGGUUUAAAUAUAAGCUAUAACUCCAUUGCGACUUUCCCAAAAGGGAUUUUUAGCAGUUUAAGCUCAAUCUAUGAGAUGGACGUAUCAUCUAAUGCCUUAACUUAUCUGCAGCAGGAUCUCUUUCCGACCACCCUGAAAAGACUGGACCUUUCGGACAACUUUUUAGCCUCCCCGGACCCUGUGACUUUUCUGUCUCUCAGCUUCCUCAGUCUGGCUGCAAAUCGGUUCUACUGCGAUUGCAAUCUAGAGAGCUUCCUGAAGUGGCUGAACGUGACGAAUGUAACCUUCGCAAGCCCGACUGAGGAGUACAGAUGUGAGUUCCCAGCCGCUCUCCAAAAUCUCCCUCUGGAGAAUUUCUCCAGGGUCAUCGAACCGUGUGGGGAAGACGAUGCAAAGGCCAUCCAAGAUCUUCAGUUGGCACUGUUCAUCUUCAACGCUGUCCUCGUCAUCACUGUCAUCCUCAGCGGGUUUAUUUACGCCCGUCUCCGAGGGCACAUAUUCAUCAUCUACAAAACCAUCGUCGGUAGGGUUCUCGAGGGCCCAAAACCGAACCUUCCUGUGGACGAAGUGCAGUACGAUGCCUUCCUCAGCUUUAGUGAAAAUGACUAUGGGUGGGUGGAAGCAGCUUUGCUGAAAAAGCUGGAUAACCAGUUUUCCGAGGAGAACCUCUUCCGCUGUUGUUUCGAGGCCAGAGACUUCCUGCCUGGUGAGGAUCACCUGACCAACAUCAGGGACGCAAUCUGGAGCAGCAGGAAGACUGUGUGCGUGGUCUCCAAAGAGUUCCUUAAAGAUGGUUGGUGCUUGGAGGCGUUUACUUUGGCUCAGGGCCGGAUGCUGGAGGAGCUGACAAACGUCCUGGUUAUGGUGGUGGUAGGCAAGAUGGCUCACUACCAGCUGAUGAAGUACCACGCAGUCAGAGCUUUCGUCCAGAGGAGGGAGUACCUGACCUGGCCGGAGGACCCUCAGGACCUGGAGUGGUUUUAUGAGCGGCUCGUCUCAAAGAUUCUCAAAGACACAAAGGUGAAGAAGUUUGCAGAGGACCAACCUGAGCCUGCACAGCCUGACGCCCAACCGCAGGAGGAGGAGGGUAUCCAGCUGGAGAACAUCGGACCAAUCCCAUGUCAACUCUGAUUGUUAAAAAGAUCGUACUUUAACCAAGAAAACCUGAUGGUACCAACAUCCCCCCUGCUGAAGUGUCCCCAGAAAGCAAGCACGCAGGCUUCUUUGCACUUUAACCCUCUGGAGUCUAAGGGUAUUUUCUCUAUUUUUAGAUGUUUUCUUAAAUCACCUUUUAAAUGUAUUUCUUCUAACAUGGCACCCAUGUGUUACAUAUCAAAAUGUUCAGGACAAUCUCUAGUAUUGCUAUAUAUGCAAAUUACUCACCUUAGAGCACUGUUUGAUGAGAUAAGUAGCUCAAAAGCUUAAAAUGUGACAUCUGAUUUUCGGACAAUCUUCAAAACUUUUGUGAAAACACAAAUUUACUCAUGUGAUCGAAUUGUUUUGGUGUUUUAGAUUUGGUUACCAAAGUCUUAGGAUCACAAAAGCAGUGAAAUAUUUGAAUUACACUGUAUAUAAAUGUGUUAUUCAUGUCUAAAAUGAGAUACAUCAGGGACUGAGAUACAUCAGGACUGAAUAAUGACUUCAUAUUACAUACCAAGGUUCAUGUGAUGUGUACAAAUACA
This is a messenger RNA of Gymnodraco acuticeps, 3573 nucleotides long. RefSeq names its product toll-like receptor 5. Gene Ontology annotation, cellular component: membrane. The record is from RefSeq and is a predicted model, not a curated record. Gene Ontology annotation, molecular function: transmembrane signaling receptor activity; protein binding. The coding region runs from base 515 to 3022 and encodes 835 amino acids. The transcript is spliced from 4 exons. NCBI's taxonomy places the organism in Eukaryota, Metazoa, Chordata, Actinopteri, Perciformes, Bathydraconidae. Gene Ontology annotation, biological process: toll-like receptor signaling pathway; immune response; inflammatory response.